Messenger RNA from Xylona heveae TC161, 1043 nucleotides. RefSeq lists its product as hypothetical. Gene Ontology annotation, molecular function: RNA polymerase I cis-regulatory region sequence-specific DNA binding. Gene Ontology annotation, biological process: nucleolar large rRNA transcription by RNA polymerase I. The record is from RefSeq and is a predicted model, not a curated record. Gene Ontology annotation, cellular component: RNA polymerase I upstream activating factor complex. The transcript has a single exon. Bases 165 to 989 code for a protein of 274 amino acids. Lineage: Eukaryota; Fungi; Ascomycota; Xylonomycetes; Xylonales; Xylonaceae.
AUAUCUCGAGCCCAUCGGUCUCUUUGCCUUCUUUGACCGUCAUGGCAUACACUUAGUAUCUUUUUCUAGUGCUGGCUGCCAAGCAACAGAAUGCUCCAUUGACCUGCAAACAUCUUCUGACGACCAAAAAUCCUACAUUGAAACGGGAUCACGAAGGCAGCGAAAUGGCAACCGCUGAAAACGAUAACGAAUCCGAUACCCCUACGAGACAAAACUCUCCCGACUCUUCCCGCACCAGGACACGCUCCUUAUCUGCGGCAAAAAUGAAAAGCCAACCCUUUCAGCGAAACGCAGCCACAGCUUCUUCCACCUGGCGGGAAUCAAUCCUGUACGAUGCCGUGGCUGGCCGAGUGACGAGCGACCGGUUCGUCAACGCGAAUGCCCUGCCACCGAGCAGUCGGGAUGUCGUAACGAGCAGCAAGUUGAGCGUGCCGCCUGAAGAAGUGUUGUUUCGUCGGAAAAACGCGCCGACGCGAUACGCGGAGAACGAUAUAUAUUUUGCCGCCUCGUCUGCACUUGACGGCUCUCUACACGAGGGAGACAGUAGCCACGGCGGUCUUCCAAGCUCGGACCUUUUAAAGGCGAUCCAUAGCUACACUGCAGAUUACUAUGACCGGGAUCGCACCGGAGGAGGGAAAGCCCUGGCGGAUUGGAAAAGUAUGGACGAGACUGCGCUGCUGGCCAUGGGCAUCUUGCUUGAAGAAGCGGCAAAGGCGUCGCUGGGCGACGCAGGGGAUUUGGUAUUCGUCGAGGGUGAGGAAGAUGCUGAUGCGAUGAGAAGAUUGCAGGAGGAAGAGGAAGAGAAAGAGGAGAAGAAGAGGCGGGCAGAAGAGGAACACGCGACAGAAGAAGCAGUUGCCCAUGGAUCUGGAAAGGGAAAUAAGAAGAGGAAGAGAACACAGGAAACGAAGAAAAAAGAGAAGCGAAGGAAGAGAAGUGCCCCAUCAGAAUCUACUCGUGACCCUUUUUCGGGAGCGGACAGCGAUUGAUCAAACUCGAUCGGCGACUCUGGAGUAGUCUUUUUUUUUUUUUUUUUUCUUUUU